UGAUAUACUCUCAUAUUCUAGUGUAAAUGACCUUCAGUGACCUCCAAUAUCUGUAACCAGAUUCAGUUGAUUAUUGUACGUUAGGUUAGUUGUAUUGAAAAAUAUCAAGGGGAAUUUUGUUGUUGGUAAAUUCUUCAGAAAAAUGAUUUCUGGCGCAAAAAGUGAUUUCGAAAAAGUACGGAAAGGAUUGGGAGAAUAUAUUUUCGAACAAGUCGAGAAGUACGCUGAUAAUAUAUAUCAGAUAGAUGGUGAGACUGGGGAAAAAGAAACAUUUUCCAGUGUUGGCAAAAGAUCAUCUAGACUGGCAAUCAAUCUAAAAAAACUAGGACUUACCAAUGGGGAUAUCGUGAUAACCUGCCUCAAAAACAAUUUGGACUCAGUCAUUCCGCAUAUUGCUGUCUUAUACUGCGGCGCAAAAUUCGCUGCCUUGGAUCCCAUACAAACAGAAAAGGAAUGGAUUCAUUGCGUGAAUCUUGUGAAACCUAAAUUCAUUUUCGUUGAUGAAGAACAUUCAGAAAAGAUGGAAAAAAGCAUUGAUCGUUCAGAGGUCAAAUCUGUUAUGGUCAUUGCCGGCAAAUCAGAUGUACAUCAAACACUUGGAGAACUGUUGAGUCCAUCAAAAGAUGAGGAUCGUUUUUUCCCAGAAAUCAUUCAAGAUUGCUACAGUACUGCCGUUAUUUCUUUCAGUAGUGGUACCACAGGACUUCCUAAAGGUGUAUGCCAUUGUCAUUUCGGUUUGAUCAAUAUGGUUAUCAAUUAUUCACGAAUGGACAUGUAUGAUCCGGGAAUGGUACUCGUAUAUUCAACUUUCUACUGGAUAACGAGUCUUUUUUCAUUCAUCAGAGCUUUUCAAUCUGGAGGUUGCAGGAUCACGUCCAACCGAUUCCAUCCAGAAAAAGCAUUAGAAAUGAUGGAGAAAUUCAAGGUGACGCAUUGUUUACUUCCACCCAAAGCCGCCAAGGAGUUCUUGAAAGUGAAAGAUUUCGAAAAAUACGACACAUCUUCACUUCACCAUUUUCUAACUGGAGGGGCCACCAUUACGCCUGAUUGUCUGAUCGGAUUGAGGCAGCUGUUCAAACACUCAAUUGUCAGUAAUUCAUACGGAAGUUCAGAAGUGGGACCUAUUGCUGCCUUCGAUUUAUCAAAAGACAAACAUCUAUUGAGCGAGCUGCUUUCCGUUGGAAGAUGUACAAAUGAUAUAGAAAUCAAGAUCAUCGAUCAAGAAAUGAAACACGAGCUUGGACCCAAUGAGGAAGGUGAAAUUUGGGUACGUUCGCCUUACGCCACCACUGGGUACUACAAUUUGGAAUCUUCCUCUCCGUUCGAUUCAGAGGGUUUUCUCAAAACAGGCGACACAGGCUACUACGAUGAAAACGAAUGCCUUUUCAUUACCGGAAGAUGCAACGAGAUCUUCAAAAAUGGAAGUAUCAAGGUGGUACCAAGUCAGUGGGAGGUAAUACUUCAAGAACAUCCUGCCAUCGAAGAAGUCGCUGUAUUCGGAUUACCUCAAGAAAAUGGCGACCUUUAUCCUGCAGCCUGUAUUGUGUUGAAGAAAAAUACAGCUGCUACAGCUGAAGAAAUUGAAGAAUUUUUUAUAGGUAGAAUGACUGGUUAUCACAGACUUGAAGGAGGAAUUAAAUUUGUUGAUCAGUUGCCAAGAACUCCCUCUAGUAAACUGAAACGUGUAGAGCUUUAUAAUAUGUUCAUCAACGCUAAUAAAUGAAUCAAUGAAACUGUC
Molecule: messenger RNA, 1738 nt
Organism: Leptinotarsa decemlineata (Colorado potato beetle)
Lineage: Eukaryota; Metazoa; Arthropoda; Insecta; Coleoptera; Chrysomelidae
Molecular function (GO): CoA-ligase activity
Source: RefSeq, a predicted model, not a curated record